UAAUUUCACAGUUGUUUGAACGCGCUCCAAGGCGCAGGCAUUGAAGAGCGGGCUGCCCACUCCAACUGCCCCUCGCAAUGAGGCUCAAACUUGGUUGGGGAGGAGGUAAGGGCGGCGGGGAGAACAAGGAGGACGGGGAGAACACGCCAAAGUCUGGGCGUUCGCUGUUUGGGCGGAAGAGCAAGAAGUCGCCAAGGGCGUCCGAGUCCUCCAGGGCCAGCCCCGGACUGUCGGAGUAUAGCGUGGACAUGGAUGCGCUGCACCGCGCGCAAAACGGGGGAGAGAACGCGCCGCCCGCCGACGCCCGCGCGCCGCUGCAAAAGGCGCCCAGCGACGCGCAGAGCACCAACAACCUGCGCCAGCUGGCCAAGUUUUGCCUGGCGGAUGCUGAGGACACGUGCGCCAGCGCCGGCGCCCCGCAGCAGAGCGAGGAGGAGCUGGCGGAGGCCACCGCCGCCGCCGUGCAGGAAAUCUCAGAGCGCUCUGCUGAGCUGGCGACGGCAGCCCAGGGCGCCAAGGCCCACCGCGCCUCCUGCCUGGCGCUCGUCGCCUUUGGUAGCAGCAUUGUGGAGGUCCUGGAGGCCAGGGCCCCCGUGACGGCCGCCCCUGACCAGCUGGCCAAGGUGGCAUGCCUGCUGGGCGACAGCACCACGCUGGUGGCCUCCUGCGCCGGCCCAGACUGGCUGCUGGUGGCGGCUUCGCCCGAGGCGGGCGUCUGCGAGGCCGCGCAUGCCCUGCACGCCGACAUGCUGGCGACUCUGAAGGGACAGGGCCUGGACUGCGUACCCGGCACCCUGCGCCUGGCAGGGCCCGACUACCGCGACGGAUCCAAGGCGCUGCAGCGCCGCCUCAAGCAGCUGGGCGGAGGCAGCCUGGCGGUGGGGCUGCAGGCGGUGGCUGCCGGGGAGGAGGAGCAGCAGGAGCUGGCCCGCACCCUGGAUGCGGAGCCUGAGGACGUGAGGCGCAGCGCGAGCCACGUGGCGGCGGGCCUGGCCGGCGCCGGCGCCGGCGCCGGCGCCGCGGAUGACGAGGCCGUAGCGGCGCACCGCGCCGCGCUGCAGAGCCUCUUCGCCUCCUACUCCACCUUUGGAGCCAGGGACCAGGGCGGGGCCGCUCUAGAGCUGGACUCCUUCCGCUGCUCCAAGCUUGUGAGGGAGGCGGGGCUGCUGGGCGGCCCCCUGAGGGCGCAGGAUUUGGACGUGCUCUUUGCCAAGGCGGCGCGCCAGGGCAGCAGCCGCAAGCUGCCCAUAGACGGCUUCCUCACGCUCCUGGCCCUGCUGGCGGAGAAGAAGGGAGUGGCGCUGGGAGAGGUGGUAGGCGCGGUGUCACGGCUGGAGGGCCCCACGGUGCGGGGCACCACCCCGGAGCACGUGAAGUGGCACGACGACAAGUCGACCUACACGGGCGUGUACGCCAGGGGCGGGCUGAGCGUGGCCGACGACACUCUAGACCUGGGGCGCAUGGUGGACCGGGAUGCGGCGGAGAAGGCGCAGCGCCGCGCCUCUGCCCCCGGCUCCCGCCGCGCGUCCCUGCCCGCCGGCGACGCCGCGCGCCGCACCCCUACCCCGGUCCCCACUGCCACGCCGCCGCUGAGCCGCACCGCGAGCGGGGCUGGGGCCGGCCCCAAGGAGGGCGCCAAGCACGCCACGGCGGCGGCAGCCGGCACGCCCACCGCCGGCGCUGCGUCGCCUCGCAUCCGCGCCUUUGGCAGCCAGGAGGAGAACCCUGCCGCGGCAGACCCCCGCGGCCUGUGCGACAUGUGGAGCCAGUUUGCGGCGUUUGGGCGCAGCGCCGGCGCCCCCGGCGAGCUGUCGAUGGAUGGCGCCCAGUUCAUGAAGCUGUGCCGCGACUCGGGCCUGCUCACCAGGGGGCUGAGCAGCACGCGGGUGGACCUCAUCUUCCGCACCACCGCCGCCAAGGGCGCGCGGCGCAUCACCUACAGCCAGUUCCAGGCCGCGCUGCCGCGCCUGGCAGAGGCGCGCGGGUGCGAGGAGGGCGAGGUGGUGAGCCGCAUCGUGGCCUCCACAGGCCCCACCCGCAACAACACCACCACGCCCGAGGCCGUGCGGCUGAGCGACCGCAGCAGCUUCACCGGCAUCGCGGCACGCGGCGGGCCCACCACUGUGGAGAAGGAGCGCAUCACCCUGGCCGGCAUGUGCGACCGCAGCGGGCGGCGCUCCUCCCUGGCCCGGUAGGGGCUGGCUGCGGUGGCGGCUUAGAAGCUUUAAUUAGGACAGCCGACGGGCGGCUGGCGGCCGGCUGUGUGGGCUGGGAUUGGUGUUCAGCCCCACGCAGCAGGCGGCCAGCGCUCGCCGGCUGGACGUGGGAGCACCGGGGCGGCUGCUGGACGGCAAUGGGCCUGUACAGUGUACACUCUUCUGGGCGAUCCUUGAUGCCCCACUCACAUUUGAGCGGCGGGCUGUCUGGUGGCAGGGGCGACAGUGUGGGUGCCACACCCUCUGCAAGUGAGGGCCCUCUGGACCCUCGGCUGUGUGCGCUUGCUUGCUUGCUUCCUUCCUGUUAUGGAUUGCCAGGGGCUGGCUGCCAAUGUGUGGCUAUUGGGAAUGCGGAAAGCAACUAAUGUAAUAGUAACGCACCCCU
Chlorella variabilis is the source of this 2601-nucleotide messenger RNA. RefSeq lists its product as hypothetical. The transcript is spliced from 14 exons. The record is from RefSeq and is a predicted model, not a curated record. Gene Ontology annotation, cellular component: microtubule. Lineage: Eukaryota; Viridiplantae; Chlorophyta; Trebouxiophyceae; Chlorellales; Chlorellaceae. The coding region runs from base 78 to 2195 and encodes 705 amino acids. Gene Ontology annotation, molecular function: tubulin binding. Gene Ontology annotation, biological process: microtubule polymerization; positive regulation of protein polymerization; microtubule bundle formation.